Siniperca chuatsi (mandarin fish) is the source of this 3724-nucleotide messenger RNA. RefSeq names its product dynein, axonemal, intermediate chain 1, paralog 2 (gene dnai1.2). Gene Ontology annotation, cellular component: outer dynein arm. The transcript has 20 exons. Gene Ontology annotation, biological process: cilium movement; outer dynein arm assembly. The coding region runs from base 183 to 2285 and encodes 700 amino acids. The record is from RefSeq and is a predicted model, not a curated record. Gene Ontology annotation, molecular function: dynein heavy chain binding; dynein light chain binding. Lineage: Eukaryota; Metazoa; Chordata; Actinopteri; Centrarchiformes; Sinipercidae.
GACCGAGACGGAUGGUUGUCUUGGCAACCUAUAAACAGCAGCAGGCAGCUGCUGAAGAACGAGUCUUCUUUUGCCUUUAACUAUUUAAACAUUUCUUUUUAACUUUGUGUCAUUGUGCUGUAUUUUGACAAGGCUAAAUAGCUAAAUUGUUAGUCAAGUCAUUUAACCGGACUCUUAUCGCAAUGCCCGUGCUUAACAAUAACGUUGCAGCAUAUGCGAGAAAGAGCUCAACUGUUCAGAAGGUAUCUGGUGUGAAGUCAACCAAAACUGCAAUUAAGAAAAAGGAUGAGGAAGAGGGUGUGGAUACAGGUGAUGGAUGGGAUGAGUGGUGUCAUGGGAAAGGACUUAUUAAGCCUCCAGAUCAACUGGAGCUCACUGAGGCUGAGCUGAAAGAGGAAAUCACAAGGAUCCUGACAGCAAACAACCCACAUGCCCCCCAAAAUAUUGUCCGCUACAGCUUCAAGGAACGUUCCUACAAGCCUACCAGUGUUGUGGAUCAGAUGGCUGUUCAUUUUGUGUUGGAGGGCAGCCUCCUGCAUCAAGACUCUGAUGAGGCUCGUAGACUGAGGGCCAAGGAGGGUCUCCCUGAGGAGACUGCAACAGUCGACACUGGAGCAGAACCUGAUGAGGAGAUACCAGAAACCCCGGUGACACCCGUAGAGGAUGGAGGGGAAGUGGAGGAAGCUGGAGAAGAGGACAGACCAGACAGUGUUGCCUUCAAAACUGACAAGAAGGAGCCAAAAAUUACUAACCAGUUCAACUUCAGUGAGAGGGCCUCACAGACCCUCAAUAACCCACUGAGGGAAAGAAGCUGUCAGACUGAACCUCCUCCACGCAACAUCUUCUCUGCCACCGCUAAUCAGUGGAAGAUCUAUGAUGCGUAUGUGGAGGAGCUGCAGAAACAAGAAAAAAAUAAAGAGAAGCAGCACAAAGCCAUACCGUCAAAGAAAGAAAAUGACAAAAGCAAGAAGAAGGUGAUGCUGAUGGAGACUCAGAAUGAUGACAUCACCAAAGUGGCCAAGGCGUCCAAGAUCUUUGAAAGAAUGGCCAAUCAGAAUACAUUUGAUGACAUAGCACAAGAUUUCAAAUACUUUGAGGAUGCGUCUGAUGAGUUCAGGGACCAGGAGGGCACCCUUCUCCCUUUGUGGAAGUUCCAAUAUGACAAAGCCAAGAGACUGUCUGUCACUGCCCUCUGCUGGAAUAAGAAAUAUCAAGACCUUUUUGCUGUGGGAAUGGGAUCGUACGACUUUAGUAAACAGGGGCGUGGCAUGCUUGUCUUCUACUCAUUGAAGAACUCUGCCUUCCCAGAGUACAUCUACACCACCAAUUCUGGCAUCCUGUGCCUUGACAUCCAUCAGCAGCAUUCCUACCUGGUGGCGGUAGGCUUCUAUGAUGGCUGUGUGGCUGUCUACAACUUGAAGGAGGAGGGACUGGAGCCUGCUUUUAAGAGUACAGCUAAGACUGGCAAGCACACUGACCCCGUCUGGCAGGUGCGCUGGCAGAACGAUGACAUGGACAAUAACCACAAUUUCUAUUCUGUGUCAUCUGAUGGCCGAGUUGUGUCCUGGACACUCGUCAAGAAUGAGCUGGUCUUUACAGACAUUAUCAGACUGUCACUGAAUGGUGCUGUCUCUGAAGGGCCAGAAGGUGCACAGCAGCCCAGCACUGCUUGUGGUACAUCGUUUGACUUCCAUAAACAGAUUGACUAUCUCUUCCUAGUUGGCACAGAGGAGGGGAAAAUACACAAGUGCUCCAAGACUUACUCAAGCCAGUUCCUAGAGACCUAUGAUGCCCACAGCAUGGCAGUGGAUGCUGUAAAGUGGAACCACUUCCACCCUAAGGUUUUCAUCUCUUGCAGUUCAGACUGGACCGUCAAGAUCUGGGACCAUACCAUCAACACUCCAAUGUUCACCUUUGACCUGAAUGCAGCUGUUGGUGAUGUUGCCUGGUCUCCAUACUCCUCCACUGUAUUUGCUGCUGUCACAACAGAUGGAACAGUUCAUGUUUUUGACCUCAACAUCAACAAAUAUGAGGCCAUCUGCCAGCAGCAAGUGGUGGCCAAAAAGAAGACCAAGCUGACUCACAUUGAGUUUAAUCCCAUCUAUCCUAUCAUCAUAGUGGGCGAUGACCGAGGCUAUGUCACCAGCCUCAAACUCUCCCCUAACCUCCGCAAGAAACCCAAGAGCAAGAAGGGUCAGGAGCUGCCUAAGGGUCCAGAAGUAGAAGUAGCCAAGAUGGAGAAGCUCCUCAGUCUGCUGAGGGAACCAGAACAAAGCACAGUUUAAUGUGGCUUCUCUCCCCCACCAGAACAACAUGGUACAAUCUUUUAUUCUCAUUCAUAAAAUAAACCCCACUUCUUCUGCUCAGUGUGUGCAACAGUAAACAGCAUCGUCAUAACAAGAAAACAAUUUGUAUAUGUUUAUUAAAAAUGUUUUCCUCUGAUAUCCCUUAAGCUGUUAAUAAAUCAUUCAUAUACAAUUAAUAAUGCAUUUAUUUAUACUGCAGUACAUGAUACAUAUAUUUAACAGGCAACAUUAGAAUUCCAGUGACUUGACUGACCUCCUCUGCAGGGAUUUAUUUAACCCAUUCCGUAUGUAUUGUACAAGUUGAUUAAGCUAAAAAGUGAGGGGGGAGAGUUGCUGCAAGUGAACGAGAAGAUAAAUUAGCGUAAUAGACUGAGCAUUUAUGGACCAUAUCCAGACGACUUAUCUUGGCUGGCACGCGCCGUCCUGGGCACCCGUCCAGGGAUGAGCUAGGAGCCUUUUAAUAUCCCAUCUACGGGGAGAACUUUGCUUUGAGUCAUGGCGGUGUCCAUCUUUAUUUUGCCUUUUUCUCCAUUCCUCUCUGUCUUAAUGAUCUUGUCCUUCAGUAAAGUACCACCCAGUGCUCUAGUGCUCAACUGGAAUCAAAUGCUGCCACACCUUCCCAGGCUCUCUUUCUUUCUCUCUCUGCCACAGAGAGCUCCUCCGUCCGUCACAUCUUCCUGCGAACACAUGCAGCACUCUCUCCCUUAAGUGUGAUUCAUUACUUCAUCUCCACAAGUUUAGUUAGAGAGGGCCGCUCAAUCACCUAAUUUUUACAGACAAUGCAUAACAAAUGAUUGUGUCCAUGGGGUAGUAAUGAGAAAAGCUGCGAUGAUAGUAAGCAUACUGCAGGGUUGGUCAAAUAACUGUUUGUGCUACAGUUUGUCAGAUGUGUUUAUGUUGCAUUCUUGUAGAUUGUUGUAGCCGCAAGUAUCACAUUUGGGUUGGGUCGAAGAGUGUUCCAGUAGUUAGAAAGAGCCAAACAAAGGUCACAAUUUCAGUGCAAAAACUGUAGUAUUACCAGAGGAAAAUUCCCCCCUUGUGUACUGUUACUCUUAUGUAUCAGCAAUAUGUGAUAUUUAUUGAAUUCCAGGAGCUACUUAAUGAGGCGUUGCUUUAUUCUGUAUCCACUGUCUCUUGUGUUGUUGAGAUAUACUUCAGUCAAUUAUUUUACUAAAAUGACUUCCAACAACCUCCUCAGAGGGGUAUGAACUUCUUCUUUUCAAGGUUUUCUCUUAAGACAGAAAGUCACCUUUUACUCAGAUUAUAACAUAUUUCAUGGCUGCAUUUAAUUCUGGUCUACUGAGGCUAUUGUCGGUGAAGAAAUUGGUGUUUCUGUAUCUUUAACAAUGGAUUUCUCUUGGUCUUUGAUUCCGAUGUUCUUAAACCUGACAAAAUUCCAACAGUUUAUCUUAACAUUG